Ooceraea biroi (clonal raider ant) is the source of this 3486-nucleotide messenger RNA. It is a transcript of the gene snu, whose product is annotated as ABC-type transporter snustorr. NCBI's taxonomy places the organism in Eukaryota, Metazoa, Arthropoda, Insecta, Hymenoptera, Formicidae. Gene Ontology annotation, molecular function: ATP hydrolysis activity; ABC-type transporter activity; ATP binding. Gene Ontology annotation, cellular component: membrane. The record is from RefSeq and is a predicted model, not a curated record.
AUGGAUAAUAAGGGAUUCCAAGAUCAGGAUCAACAACAACGUGAGAAGAUAAAGAAAAUGUUUAGCUGGACCGAUGGACUUCCUAGUGACAAAGGCGCGGGUACUGAAGAUCUUACAAACGUAAAUAUGAUGAUGCAAAGCAACACAGACAGCAAUGCCGAUCUGACGAUUAUAGCAUCGAAUACUGUCCUAGCAACGCCCAGUCUGAACAACCUUGCUUGGAACCGUCAACAGGCAGUUAGUGUCAGACAUGCUUUCAAAACCUAUGGUAGCAAUAAGAAUCCGAACCAUGUCAUACAAAAUCUUAAUAUGACAGUGGCCAAAGGCUCGAUAUAUGGAUUGCUGGGUGCCAGCGGAUGUGGAAAGACUACUUUGCUAUCUUGUAUCGUGGGCCGGAGAAGAUUAAAUGCAGGUGAGAUCUGGGUUUUGGGUGGUAAGCCUGGAACGAAGGGUUCCGGCGUGCCUGGAAAAAGAGUCGGCUAUAUGCCGCAAGAAAUUGCCCUUUAUGGCGAGUUUUCUAUCCGUGAGACUAUGAUGUACUUCGGCUGGAUAUUUGGAAUGUGCACGGCCGAAAUCGUCGAGAGGCUGCGUUUUUUACUACAAUUUCUCGAUCUACCUUCGCAAAAUCGCUUGGUAAAGAAUCUCAGUGGCGGUCAACAGAGACGAGUAUCCUUUGCGGUAGCUCUCAUGCACGAUCCGGAAUUGUUGAUUCUAGAUGAGCCAACUGUAGGCGUAGAUCCGUUAUUAAGACAAAGCAUAUGGAAUCAUCUGGUUCAAAUUACAAAAGAUGGUAAUAAAACUGUCAUCAUAACAACGCAUUACAUCGAAGAAGCUCGACAAGCGCACACGAUCGGUUUAAUGAGAAGCGGCCGAUUAUUGGCCGAAGAAGCACCCAGGACUCUCCUACAAAUGUACAACUGUAUUUCUCUUGAAGAAGUUUUUCUGAAACUGUCUAGAAAGCAAGGACAAUACACGCAAUCUGCGACGGAACUAAAUAUUUCGAAUAAUAUUAGUUUGGCUUCUUUGAAUUGGGGCAAAAAAGACGAGUCGAUAUACGUAACGGAAGAGUCCGGUGUUGUCGGUCUCAACUUUCAUCAAAGUAAAGAGGUUUUGAUUCAUGACUCCACUAAUGGAAUAGCGAAUCAUUAUGACAUAAAUGGCAAAUCACUGCCAGGUACGAAGAUUGGAUCUAUUUUGGAAUGCGAUGAUUGUGAUUUUACAAAUUGUUAUAAGAUUACUAGUUGGGGCAAGAUUAAAGCACUUCUACAGAAAAAUUUCCUGCGUAUGUGGAGAAAUGUUGGUGUAAUGUUGUUUAUUUUCGCCUUGCCAGUAAUGCAAGUAAUACUCUUCUGCUUGGCAAUUGGAAGAGAUCCAACAGGACUGAAGCUAGCUAUCGUGAACAAUGAGAUGUUUUAUGAAAAUAUGACGUGUCCCAUUUCGGAGGAUUGUACUUUCACGUUUCUUAGUUGUCGAUAUCUUAAAUUUCUGGAUAACGAAACAAUGAUAAAAAUAUAUUAUCCUGACCCAGAUUCAGCAAUGGAGGCUGUACGUAAAGGGGAAGCGUGGGGCACAUUGUAUUUUACAGAAAAUUUCACAGAUGCUUUAGUAGCUAGAAUGGCUUUAGGAAGGGAUUCUGAUGACGAAACACUUGACCAAAGCGAGAUUAGGGUUUGGCUGGAUAUGUCUAAUCAACAAAUUGGUUUGAUGCUGGCAAGAAAUCUGCAAUAUUCAUACAGAGAUUUUGCUAAAGACCUUCUAUCAUCUUGUGAACAGAAUACAAAAUUAGCCGAUGUACCAAUUCAAUUCAAGGAUCCCAUUUAUGGUACAAACGAACCCAGUUUUACCGACUUUGUGGCACCAGGUGUAAUAUUGACAAUCGUUUUUUUCUUGGCUGUUGCAUUGACGUCAUCCGCGCUUAUUAUCGAAAGAAUGGAAGGCCUAUUGGAUCGAAGUUGGGUUGCCGGUGUCUCGCCUGGCGAGAUUCUGUUUUCCCACGUAAUUACGCAAUUUGUAGUGAUGUGUGGUCAAACGGCACUAGUAUUGAUAUUCAUGAUUCUUGUAUUUGGUGUUGAAUGUAAAGGCGAAAUUGGCUGGGUUAUUACAUUGUCAAUACUUCAGGGCCUUUGUGGCAUGUGUUUCGGAUUUGUGAUAUCAGCAAUUUGCGAACUCGAAAGAAAUGCUAUACAGCUGGCUCUAGGCAGUUUUUAUCCCACGCUUCUUCUCAGCGGUGUAAUAUGGCCAGUAGAAGGCAUGCCGACGUUUCUACGGUACAUAUCGCAAGGACUGCCGUUAACAAUGGCAACGACUGCUUUGCGUUCAAUGCUGACUCGUGGCUGGAGCAUUACGCAACCGAACGUUUAUAAUGGAUAUAUCUCUACAAUCAUCUGGAUUAUUGUGUUCCUUACAAUAAGCUUUUUGGUGCUGAAAUUUAAACGUGGAUAAGAAGGAUAGUUCACUUCCGUCUUUGCGAUUGCAUUUUGUGUACAGUGUCUUGCGAACAUUGCAAAAGAUAGACGGAAGAAGUGGAUUAGUACGAAUCAGAAUUAGGAAGUAUUACAUGUCUUUGAAGAAAAGAAGAAAGAAUGGUAACUACGCAUCUCUUGAAUAAAACAAAUCAAUCGAAAUUGUCGAUACAAUGUUAAACAGCGUGGAAACUGCGUUUGUAUCUGAUAUCAAAGUAAUUUUUCGAGAAAAUCUUGUUUGUUUAUUUAUAUUGUAACUAGGAAUUAUAGAAUCAACGAAAUAUAUUUUUAAUCGUACAAAGUUGGCAAAUAUUGUAGAUGUAAUUGAAUAUUGUUAAAAAAGAACAUUAAAAGACUUCUAACUUGUUUUCUUGAGAUUUGUCUGAUUUGUCUUUUGUUACGUUGUAUCUUUUGUCGUCUAUUGAAGUCAUAUUUUUGUUAGUUUGGUUGCGAUGUUUCAUGAAUAUUUAAGUCUACUCCAUCAGAGAAAUAGAUAACUAUUUUAGCAGAAAAGUAUGAGGUUAUUUCUCUUCCUGAUAAAGUGGACUCAAAUAUUCAGGAAACGUCGGAAUCAAAGUGGUUCCAACCUGGAAGCCAAAUUAGAUAAUAAUAACUAUCAAUACAAAAGCCAAAAAUUUUUAUGAAUUUUAUUAUUUGGCAAAAUUGUUUGUCCGCCCACGAAGUCAUUUAACAUUUAACAAAUAACAUAUAUGACAUAAUAAGAAUAAACAUAUUUUUUAUUAAAAAGGAUCUUUGUUCAAAUGUAGUCGAUAUAUUUUUGUGUCUCGAUCAGCAGAUUGUCUUUGAUUCUAGCUGUCGAAGUGUCACUGACAUAGGAUCUCUCGAUACAUUCCAUGGUGAAUGGAACCUCUGAUUUAUGCUUCUAUGAAUGCUAAUGUGUUUGUAAAGAUAUUUCUAGCUUCUAGAUAUGUUACCUACCACGUAGCACUUGCGUGUGCACGUUUUAUGUGUUUCUUCUGUGUAUGAUAAGAACUUAAAUAAAUGUAUUAUGACAUACAUGAAA